AUGUACCAGCCUACUCUAGAGUACCAUGGGAUAGUCACCACAUCACAUCACAUCAGACGAACAUACCGGUACUUCCAUAGCGCUGAAUUAUCAUCGACAGGGAGAGAUGCAAUCCCGGCCACGAAAACGCUCAUCGGAUAUUCGGUAGCGAGCUCUGGGGGCUCUUGUGUACUUGCCGUUUCGUACCGCUUCCUGAUUCUCGUGGGAAGACUCAAGCUGGCGAGACAGUGGCCGCACAUCCACGGCGAGUUGAAGUGCGAGAGUCGAGACGACUCUGGACUACGAGCGACCAGAGCGCGCAGUGUGCACCACACAUCCAGCACACAUCCACGCAUCCACACAUCCCUCCCAUCCCCGGAACUUGGCGGGAAGGAUGGGGGCGGCGCGGGGCGGGGGGGCGAGGGAGGGACACCGCGCGGGCUUGCUCUGGCAUUUUACUUCGGAAUGCCCGUCGGUGUGGUGCAAUCAGCCAAGCAACCUUCAUUCGCACUUGGAGAAGAGAGGGAAAGGGAACGACAGGAAUCGGGAACCAGCAGCGAACGAGCGAACGAGCGAGCGAACCAACGACCGGAACACCUGCUGCGAAGCACCUACUGCUAG
Messenger RNA from Tricharina praecox, 600 nucleotides. RefSeq lists its product as uncharacterized. The transcript has 8 exons. Bases 1 to 600 code for a protein of 199 amino acids. NCBI's taxonomy places the organism in Eukaryota, Fungi, Ascomycota, Pezizomycetes, Pezizales, Pyronemataceae. The record is from RefSeq and is a predicted model, not a curated record.